GUGGACCAGCGUAUUCUCAUAUUGCACAUUAAAGGUCCCAUACUGUUAAUUCUAAAAUAUGGCUUUUUUCAUGAUAAAUGAGGUCUAGGGGCUAUGUAAGUACCAUAUAAGUUUUAAAACAAGUCAUUUCAAAGUCAGAUGCACACAGCUUGCUUAAAGUAGCUGUAAUUAUUUAUGAACUGUUGUUACCUUAGUCACCACCCCGAGCACUGUCCACCGCCCCACCCCCUUUUGCAAAACAAACCCCCAAGAAAUAUCGCACGCACCAUGUCGAGAAAACGCUGUUCAAUCGAUGGAUGUCUGGAAACGAAAUCAAUGCACAGGCUUCCGAAAAACAUUAAUGUACGAGACCAAUGGUUAAUGUUUAUUUAUUCAGAAAUUCCACAACAAUUUAGUUUGAAUUUAGCCGUCUGCUCUAAACAUUUCACAAGCGACUGCUUCGUCAAUCUGGCACAAUUCAAUGCCGGUUUCUGCAAGAAUCUCCUCAUCAAAGAUGUUGCAGUCCCUACGUUGGGUCCGACCUCAAAUCCACAACCCAUGGUGAAAGAUUUACCUUUGUUGGCAUCUGGACAAUCAUCCCUUACUAAGGAACCGUCAACCCAAACCGCAGUAAGGGUGAAAGCAAAUCCAGAAAGUGACAGACGGCUUGCUAAAACGAUAAUCGACAUCGGCAGUGCUUUUGCAUUGUGGCAAAAGUUCAGAGAUGAAAAUGGAUUUAAGACUGAUACUGAGCUGGCUUUUUACUUGCUAAGGAGGACGGCGUGCUGUGCAGAUCUUUCAGCUCGGCAUAAAAAGAGAAAAUUGGAUCCGUUACCUGAUGUGGCUUCAGAGGAGUGUGAUAGCGAAUCAUCUCAACCCAGAAAUGGACAUCAUUGCACUGAUGAAGAUAUGGAAAUCCCAGAGAUCUGCUGUGAAGUCCCUCCUCCAUCCCAGAGAGUUGAACCAGCACAGACCGAAAUAAAAUCAAAAAACCAACUUAGGUCGGAAGACCAGCUGAGGUUGGAAGACCGGAUAAAGCAAGAAGACCAGACAAAGUCAGAAAGCCAGAUAAAGUUGGAGGACCAAUCUGUUGCUCCAGCAUUAAACAAUGAAGAUAUCCUUCCAGAGAGUUCUACUUCAAUUAUUAAAAUUGAAAUAAAAGAAGAACCAGUAGAGACUGAAGUACAACCAGAAAACAGACUUGAGGUCAGCAUGGACUCUGUUACUACAUCAGACAAAAUCACUCAGAGUUUUGUUCAGACUGUAAACUCAGUUUCAAUGGAAGUAAAAGAAGAACAUACAGAAGGACCACUUGUGCACAAUAAAACUCAUUUUACAGGACAGUCUAGGACCUGCUUUCAAUGUGGAGAUUCAAUGCUGGAACAUACAACCGGAUCAUCUGGGAGUCUCAACCAACUUCAGUGGAAAUGUUCAAAUGGACAUCUCAUGUGUCUUUUCUCCAACAACAACCCAACACAGACACAAACACAUCUGAGCUAGUUUAUAUAUAGUUACAUGUCAUUUAAAUAAAAAUUUACU
This is a messenger RNA of Paramisgurnus dabryanus, 1518 nucleotides long. RefSeq lists its product as uncharacterized. NCBI's taxonomy places the organism in Eukaryota, Metazoa, Chordata, Actinopteri, Cypriniformes, Cobitidae. The record is from RefSeq and is a predicted model, not a curated record.